CUCGAACGCAUUGACCAGUCGGCCGAGAUUGAGGCCCUUGAGGGGACUCUCCGGGUCAAGGAGCUUUCUCCUCGCCUUCAGCUUGGACAGGCUGGGUAUCGACUCCGCGGUGUUUUUGUACUCGCGGCAGAUCCGCUGCUGGCGCUCGCGCGCGAGGCGGACGAUGUCUGUCAGUUUGAAGAGGCGGCAUUCUUUGAGGUAUCUUUCGGAGCGUGGACGGGGCAGGUCCGUGGGGUCGUUGUGUGGCGUCAUGAUGAUAUCAGCUUCGGUGCGGGGCAGGGUCAUUCAACGUGUGCGCGCGUCGGGGAGUAGUAAAGCGUAAGUGCGAAAAAAACGUGUACAGUCGGAUGGAACAGUCAAUUAGAUGUUGGAGGUAAAGCUAGAGGUCGUGAAAAGUCCUUUGUCUAGAGUGGCACGCCAGCGUGCGGGGAAGCGGUAGGGGGUGAAGAGAAACCUGGGAAAGAGCCAAAGCAUACGAGAGGCCAUCCUUGCAGGGAAUAUAAAGGCCUGACGGAGAAAGGAAGAAAACAAAAAGCGCGCAAUGCCGAAAGGCUCCCUCCUCUUCUGCGGGGAUUGCGGUACGCUAUUAGACCUGCCCCACGGCGACGAGGCGUCAGUGAAAUGCGAGCAAUGCGGGCACAAGGAACCGGCCAAAUCAUAUGAGAACAUCGAGAUCACGACGCGAUCCCACCCAGACGCGUUUCCGUCCGUGCUGAGACAGAAGCGAAAGACGCAGACCAAGACGCACGAGGGCUCAGAUGCCCAGCUCAAGGUAACCGAAAAGUGCCCCGAGUGCGGGCACAUGGAAGCCUUUUCGAAGGAAAUCCAGAUGCGCAGCGCCGACGAAGGGUCUACCAUUCUUUAUACAUGUGUCGCUUGCAGGCACGGAUGGCGCGUCAACAAUUAA
Molecule: messenger RNA, 907 nt
Organism: Heterobasidion irregulare TC 32-1
Lineage: Eukaryota; Fungi; Basidiomycota; Agaricomycetes; Russulales; Bondarzewiaceae
Exons: 6
Coding region: 542-907 (121 amino acids)
Biological process (GO): DNA-templated transcription; termination of RNA polymerase I transcription
Cellular component (GO): RNA polymerase I complex
Molecular function (GO): nucleic acid binding; zinc ion binding; DNA-directed RNA polymerase activity
Source: RefSeq, a predicted model, not a curated record